This is a messenger RNA of Hypanus sabinus (Atlantic stingray), 2953 nucleotides long. RefSeq names its product matrix metallopeptidase 2 (gene mmp2). Gene Ontology annotation, biological process: tissue remodeling; response to hypoxia; proteolysis. Gene Ontology annotation, molecular function: zinc ion binding; metalloendopeptidase activity. Bases 180 to 2153 code for a protein of 657 amino acids. The record is from RefSeq and is a predicted model, not a curated record. Gene Ontology annotation, cellular component: extracellular matrix. Lineage: Eukaryota; Metazoa; Chordata; Chondrichthyes; Myliobatiformes; Dasyatidae. The transcript is spliced from 13 exons.
CUGGAAGUACAAAGUAUUUGACUCGACAGGAGCAAGUAACCGGUUAUAGUUGUCCUGUACCCUGAAUCUUAUGAUGGCAAUCUUGAGUUAAAAGUAGCAUUGCCUUUCUGCAGUGAAGGAUCUCAGAGCUACGAUCGUUUCUUUUCGAGUUUAAGUAAUUGUCCUCUCAUUGGAAGAAAAUGACCAUCAAAGCAGCGAACAAUUUUUGCCGUGUAGUUUUACAAGUAAUUUUGUUCUGCACCAUCGGGGUCCGGCAGGCUGUAGCGGCGCCGACAGGCAUAGUGAAGUUUCCAGGUGACAACAGCACGAAAACAGACCAGGAACUAGCCACUAUAUACUUGAAUAAAUUCUAUGGCUGUCCGAAAGAAAGGUGUGACCUUGUGGUGUUGUCAGACACACUGAAGAAAAUGCAGAAAUUUUUUGGACUGCCUCAAACUGGAAAACUGGACUCGGAAACAGUAAAUGUGAUGAAAAAGCCACGGUGUGGAGUUCCUGAUUUAGCAAAUUACAACUUUUUCCCUCAGAAGCCAAAAUGGGAAAAUAAUAGACUAACUUACAGGAUUUUGGGCUACACUCAAGAUCUGGAUGAAGAAACAGUAGAUGAUGCUUUUGCUCGGGCUUUUCAGGUGUGGAGUGACUUCACGCCACUGAAAUUUUCAAGGGUUUACGAUGGUGACGCGGACAUCAUGAUCAACUUUGGGCGCUGGGAACAUGGUGAUGGAUACCCGUUUGAUGGGAAGGAUGGGCUCCUGGCACAUGCAUUUGCCCCAGCAAAGGGCCUUGGAGGAGAUUCUCACUUUGACGAUGAUGAAUUAUGGACACUGGGCGAAGGACGAGUUAUUAAAGCAAGGUUUGGGAAUGCAGAAGGUGCAUUUUGCAAAUUUCCGUUUUUGUUCAAUGGGAAGGAAUACAAAAGCUGCACUACCGAUGGCCGUAGUGAUGGAUUCCCUUGGUGUUCCACAACCUACAAUUUUGAUGUAGAUUCAAAAUAUGGAUUCUGUCCUCAUGAAUUACUAUUUACUAUGGGUGGAAAUAGUGAAGGAGUGCCAUGCUCUUUUCCUUUCACCUUUGAAGGAAAGCAAUAUGAUAGUUGUACAACUGAAGGAAGAACCGAUGGCUAUAAGUGGUGUAGCACGACGAACAAUUAUGAUGUAGACAGAAAAUAUGGGUUUUGCCCAGAACAAGCCCUGUCAACUACCGGUGGGAAUUCAGAUGGGGACCCCUGCAUAUUUCCUUUUAUUUUCCUUGGUACGACAUAUAACUCCUGCACUACCAGUGGACGUAAUGAUGGCACGAUGUGGUGUGCAACCACUGGAAACUAUGAUGAAGACGCCAAGUGGGGAUUCUGCCCUGACAAUGGCUAUAGUCUUUUCCUGGUUGCUGCUCAUGAGUUUGGCCAUGCACUUGGUUUAGAUCAUUCCCAAGACCCUGGAGCAUUGAUGAGCCCAAUUUACACCUACACCAGAAACUUCAGGCUCCCUCAAGAUGAUAUUUCUGGCAUUCAGAAACUUUACGGCGUGCCAACCGAUAAGCCUCUGCCACCAACACAGGGUCCUGUCACUCCAAUGGAUCUGUGUAAGGGGACUUUGAUCUUUGAUGCAAUUACUCUAAUAAGGAGAGAACUGUUCUUAUUUAAAGAUCGAUUCUUUUGGAGGACCACAAGUCCCAAUACCAAACCGUCAGGGCCAAACUUAGUUGCAAUGUAUUGGUCUGAAUUGCCUGAAAAAAUUGAUGCCGCCUAUGAGGAGCCUCUGAAAGAGAAAACCAUAUUCUUUGCAGGAGAUCAAUUCUGGGUUUAUACUGCCAAUGAUCUGGAGGAAGGAUACCCUAAGAAAAUAACUGCACUUGGGCUACCAAGUAACGUGCCACGAAUUGAUGCAGCUUUUAAUUGGAGGAGAAACAAGAAGACCUACCUCUUUGCAGGUGACAAAUUUUGGAGAUACAAUGAAACUAAGAAGAAAAUGGAUGCCGGAUUCCCUAAAUUAAUUGCAGAUGCCUGGAAUGGGAUCCCGGAUAACUUGGACUGUGCCCUAAAGUCCUUUGAAAAUGGACACAGCUACUUUUUCAAGGAUUGGUACUAUCUUAAAUUAGAAGAUCAAAGCUUGAAGGUUGUCAAAAUAGGGAAUGUGAAGCAUGACUGGCUUGGUUGUUAGGUUAAACAUGCUUUCAAUCAUUUAUCUUUUCUUUCAAGUAAUCAAAUGUCUUUGCUGUACAUUAUUGUUAAAAUGGCAAGGACGUCAAUGUCAUACAGUAGCAAACACCAACUUGGAAUUUCAUGCCAAGACCAUCUACAACAGCAUUAUAUCCGGCUUUGGUUUUGGAACAAUAGUUUUGCUUUGUUAAUUUCAUCAUUCUGUGAUAUGGUAUAAGUGGUGAAGGCACAGGUUGCCUCAAGUUUUGAUUUAUGAUGGAUUUAUAAUGAGAAACUAUUAUUUAAAAAUUCAAAAAUGCUUUCUGUACUUCACUGCACAAUUUCUUUAAUACAUGCAAUAUUAAUAUGUUUUUUUGUGUUUUAAAAUACAGGAAAUAUUUUGAACAAAUCUAAUUAGUUUUACAGCUUUGUAUUCCAUGCAGUGACUAUGAAAUAUUGAUAAUAACUGAAAUGUGAAAAUAAUCAAUUAGUUAUCAAAAGCAGAUCGCAGUUAAUAUUUUUAGAACACAAAUGACAAAAAAAUGAAAAAGUCCAAAUAUCAAAAUUGUUUGCUUAAUGAUGCACAGCAGCAUCAGCUUAAUUGCAUGUUUUGAAUAAAAUAAGUCUGAAGAGUAUGCUUAGCCAAGCCUAAGUACUCAAGUCUGAUUGCAAACAAUAAUUCACAAGAAACACAGGUGUUUCAAUUUCUUUUAUUACAGUGUUAAAUGAAUCUGCAGUAAAGAACUAUGAAUUUUGGAAGUAUUCAUGUAUUAAUUCAGUUUUUUUGCAGAAAUUUGAUAUUCAAUAAAGUUAUCUUAAAGA